Messenger RNA from Pieris rapae (cabbage white), 1419 nucleotides. RefSeq lists its product as uncharacterized. The transcript has 3 exons. Gene Ontology annotation, biological process: phosphatidylinositol phosphate biosynthetic process; intracellular signal transduction. Gene Ontology annotation, molecular function: 1-phosphatidylinositol-3-kinase regulator activity. Lineage: Eukaryota; Metazoa; Arthropoda; Insecta; Lepidoptera; Pieridae. Gene Ontology annotation, cellular component: phosphatidylinositol 3-kinase complex. Bases 145 to 1065 code for a protein of 306 amino acids. The record is from RefSeq and is a predicted model, not a curated record.
CAACGCAGUUUACAAUUGCUCUAGAGUGUUGUAUUGACUUAUAAAACAGAGAUAGACAUAAUAUAUAUUAUAUUUAUAUAGGUCUUUAUAACUUGUUUUGAUUUUGAAUUGCGAUUUAUGUCGUAAUUGAUAUAUAAAAUAAAAAUGAAUAAAAAUUACGAACGGUGUACACAUUGCAAUAGACGUAAAUGGCUUACAACAGGUUGUCUUCGUAAAUGGUUAAAACCAAUGGAAUGUAAACAUCUACAAAGAACAAUUGAAAGCAAAAGAGACUUAAAUGAGACUGACAUAGUUAGGUGUGUGUUUUUAUCAGAGAGGACGAGUCCAGUGAAGACUAAUAAGUUUAUAAAAUUUUGGAAGAACAAACUAUUCAUUACUGGUAGUGUUAGGUCUUUGCAGAGGUAUUUUGGGAACAAAAAUAAUGCCAAUGAGUACUUGUGUAAACCUGUUGAAACCUCAUCAUCUACAGAACGACUUAUGUUUGCUGCUAAACCCGAAAUUAAAAGAGAUAUUGAUCUUCACAAACAAAUGAUCAAAUGCCAACAUUCAGAUGACCACUCAGUUUUAAGGGGACAUCAUCAGCACAUUUCACUUGAAAGCUGUGCUAUUUAUUGCCAAUUAUCAAAGCAUGGUUGGUAUUGGGGUGGAAUCACAUCUAGUGAAGCUGAGGUGCUCCUUGCAGGCCAGCAUGAUAAUGUUUUUCUUGUAAGGGACUCUUAUGACUCACGCCACAUACUUUGUGUGUCUUUUCGAUGUGUGGGACGGACUUUACAUGCUCGUCUACGCCAUGCAGAUGGUCUGUUUUCCUUAAAUAAUGAGACAUUUGUACCAGCAAACAGAAUAUCAGAACAUUGUGCAACUGUAGAUGUUAAAUCAAAUCUAUUUGAAAUGCCAGUAAAGUUAGCCAGACCAUUAAACAGGUUUGCCAAAUUAGAUUCUCUACAAAAGAUUUGCAGAUUUGUCAUACGCCAAACAGUUUCAGAACAGUUGUGGAAAAAUUUACCUUUACCACCUAAUCUUAUUACAUAUGUCUCUCUUGGUAGUGAUUAUAUUGCACCAACAUAAAUUAGAUUGUUAACUUUUUAUAACACUUGUAAUACACACAACAUGUUAUAUAUUUAAACCAAGCUGUAAUAUUGACAAAGUUAAAAGUAAAAUAUUAACAGCCACAUGUAUUUUGGAGAGAGCAGUAAAAGUAAUGUAUAGUUGUUUUGCUAGACUAUGUUAAGUUGUAUCCUCUUAUAUUCUUCUUCAUAUAUAGCUUAUUUAUCUUUAUAUUAAAGUAUACAAAUAAAUUAGUUAGUAUGCAAGGUUUCCCAAAAAUUUAACAAUUUUCAUCUAUAAUAAAAAAUUGUGGCAACAUUAAAAUAACUUAUAUUUCUUUUAGAUAUGUAAAAUCUCUAUUUGGUCAAUAAAAAA